Molecule: messenger RNA, 1341 nt
Organism: Scutellospora calospora
Lineage: Eukaryota; Fungi; Glomeromycota; Glomeromycetes; Diversisporales; Gigasporaceae
Source: the annotation of a GenBank genome assembly
CUAUACCCUAUUCGAUUAUAUUUCAAAACAUUAGUCAUAUUAAAAGUGUGUGAAUUUAUUACUGAAGUAGUUCAAUCUAAUUCUGCUUUUGGUCCAUGUCCCAGGUAUAUUUGUAAAUGUGAUGAGAUUCAAAGUGAUAUAUGCGAAACGGCAACAGUAGCUAUUUCUUCUGUAUAUCAUCAACUUUUCAAAAUCAAGACAAAAUUUUCAGGUCUGGAAAUAGUAAGAAUUGGCUCUAAUGAAAUUACAACUAAUUUAGCAGGCCCUGGAUUUAAAUCAGCCUUUAUAUAUCAAUAUAAUAAAAGUCGAGCUUUGUUUUUUCAAGAAAUUGAUAAAAAUCACUGCAGAGUAACAAUUUACUACGAAUGCAAUGCAUGUAUAAACUUUAUUGAACAAAAUCCAGAUUUAGUUUGGUCAAAAAUUGGAAUUCUACAGCAAUAUAAUGGAAAUCAACUUUUUGAAUUAACUAAUCAAUACACCAAAAACCUUAUACAAGCAGCUCAAAUCCCAUGUUGUACUUUGAAUGAAUGGAAUAACAAAGAAAUAAUGACUAAUAUUUACAAUUACCACCUUAAACGUCAUAUAAUGGUGAAUAUAAAUUGGUAUCAAUUUUUUUGCAAUUGGUUAGAACAACCAAAUAUAAUUAUUGAAUUAAGUUGUUCUGAUAUUACCUCAUAUAAAAAAGAUCAGUCAAAAUUCGAGUUUUGGUCUCGGUCCAUUACUCUGAAUAGUGAUAGAAGUUCUUUGUCUAUAUUAUAUGAUAUUGGAUUUGUUACUUCAGCUCCCUUAUACUCCUCUAUGAAUGCUUUUUGGAAUUCUUUUCACAAUUCUUUGGAAAUUAAUAAAUGCGGCAUAGAUGGGUGUCAACGUGUAUUAUCUAUAAUUGCUAAUGAUUUCAACUAUGAAGUUUCGAAUGAUUUAAUUUGUGCUGCACGAAAGCAUGCACAUAUUUAUGGGCCUGGAGGAUUAGUUACUAACAAACCUGUAAUUAGACAUAAAAAAAUGUUAUCAGAAAAAAAUGUACAAUUACAAUCUUUUUUAAUGGACAAAGCUAAUGUCAUAAUGAGCUCAUAUAAAACUGACCCUAUUACAAAUGAACCAAUAUUACAUGCAAUCAAUCGAUAUAUUCGUUUAGACUUUGAUGUAACAGUAGGACAAGAUAUUAAGAAUGUGAUCAAAGGAAUUAAAAGGACUUUUGUUGCAAAUCUGAAUCCUAUUCAGAACAGAGGUAGUGGUGAAUGGAAAAUUUUUACUAUAGCAGAAUUAGAUAAAUUUCGCAAAAAAGAUAUUAAUAAGCCUACACCACAAGUAUCGAUACAUACUACACCUUCAUCAGAAUAG